AAAAUGUUCAAACAAACCUCAAAGAAAACAAUGGAGUACUCACUAGACCUAGCUGCUUUGCUUUACCCCUAGGUUUUAUAUAUAUAUCAAAUUAUCAAUCGACUUCUUCUUCUUUAAACCCCUUUACUGCCCUUUUUCUCCUCUUUCUCCUAUGGCGAUUCGUUUUUUUUUUUUUUGAGUAGUCCUAGGUGAAAAACCUACCUGUUUUCUUCAAACACUUUUUGGGCUGUUUAUUUUGCUUACAAUAUCAUGGUGUUUUUCAGACAAGUUUGAGAUUUCACAAACUACUGUUCAUCUUCAUGUUUCUCCUUUGGUUUCUCUUGAUCUGUUUGUGAUCAUUUAAGGAAUCAUCAUCUUAUUUGCAUUUUUGUCUUUUUCUCGAUAUGGAUUCUCUUCAGGGUUUCGAAACCACUGGAAACCCUUCCGUUGCUUUAACACCGAUUUUCCCUCUUUCGAUGACCACCGUGAGCGCACCGUCCGCCGCCAUGACCACCACCAACGGAAACCCUUUAUCAGUCUCCUCCCUUUCUUCCUCUUCCAGCUCCUCCACUUCCCCGACCAGAACUCUCAGCCGUUACGAGAACCAAAAGCGCCGUGACUGGAACACCUUCGGUCAAUACCUCUGCAACCACCGCCCUCCUCUCUCCCUUUCCCGUUGCAGCGGCGCCCACGUCCUUGAAUUCCUCCGGUACCUAGACCAGUUCGGGAAAACCAAAGUCCAUACCCCACUUUGCCCUUUCUUUGGCCACCCUAACCCUCCAGCCCCAUGCCCUUGCCCUCUCCGUCAAGCUUGGGGAAGCCUCGAUGCUCUCAUCGGUCGCCUCCGUGCCGCCUUCGAGGAACACGGCGGCAAGCCUGAAGCUAACCCCUUUGGUGCUCGUGCUGUUAGGCUUUACCUACGUGAAGUCCGUGAUUCACAAGCUAAAGCUAGAGGCAUAAGCUACGAGAAGAAGAAAAGGAAACGUCCCCCUCAUAAUCCUCCAUCUCUUCCACCACCAAAUCAAUCAAGUUUUGUGUCUGUUCUUCAAUGGUGCAUAUAUACAUACAUAUAUAAUUUUCUUCCAUUUCUUCAUGGGUGCAAUAAUGGGGAUCUUUACAAGAACCGUAAAGAACAGUGAAAUGUUGUUAGACUUAGUUUCACUUAAAGGGGGAAAAAAGACAUGAUUUGAAAUGGACACUAAGAAGGAGACAGCAAGUUGUCCAGUUGUAGAUUAUCAUAUAUCUGGAAUCACCAAUGUUGAAUUAGCAGCUAUACCACAACCUGGAUUAGAUUUUAUAUAUAGAGAGAGUUUGAUGUGAUAAGUGACAGACCAAUAAAUAUAGAGACCUGGCUAUGUUCUAACCAGUGUAGUAUGUUCAACCCUAGUUUGGUGUUUGGUUUCCAUGAUUUGAUUCUUUGAAAGACAUUUUCUGAUGGAAAAAACUCUUGUUUGAAACAUGUUUUUGUUUGGGUUUUAUAUGUACUGUUCUUUUGAUCUGUUCUGUAAAAUGAAUCCCAAAGUUUUCUUUACAUAACUAGGUUUUCUUGAGAUUUAGGGUAAA
Gossypium raimondii (Peruvian cotton) is the source of this 1542-nucleotide messenger RNA. Its product is annotated as protein LIGHT-DEPENDENT SHORT HYPOCOTYLS 4. NCBI's taxonomy places the organism in Eukaryota, Viridiplantae, Streptophyta, Magnoliopsida, Malvales, Malvaceae. The coding region runs from base 384 to 1118 and encodes 244 amino acids. Gene Ontology annotation, cellular component: nucleus. Gene Ontology annotation, biological process: response to light stimulus; mRNA transcription. The record is from RefSeq and is a predicted model, not a curated record. The transcript is spliced from 2 exons.